This is a messenger RNA of Clonostachys rhizophaga, 390 nucleotides long. The record is from the annotation of a GenBank genome assembly. NCBI's taxonomy places the organism in Eukaryota, Fungi, Ascomycota, Sordariomycetes, Hypocreales, Bionectriaceae.
GUAAUUCACGAGUCAACUACCUGCACCAAGAAAGUUACCUACCUAUUCACCCAACCCACAUACCAUGCGCCAACGGAUGCGCGGUGGUGGCAACGCCAACUCAUAUCAUGUACCAUCCACACUCUGCUUGCCUUCAAGGUUGUCAUUGAAAUUAAGUUAGGCAAUACCAACCCACUUCAAUCCAAACACUUUGUGACGAACGUUCCCUCCGCCCCAUCGAUCCCAAAUGCGCACAACCAUGACCGACCGCAACGCGCCAACGACUGGCAUCCGACUUCCUUGCCAAUCGAACUCUCGCGUCCGCCUCAUCGUUGCAGAUCCACCCAAUGCGUCCCGCCUGACGACCGACACAGUGUUAUUUUGCUGAACCUCGAGUCCCCUUUUUCUUAA